Lottia gigantea (owl limpet) is the source of this 477-nucleotide messenger RNA. RefSeq lists its product as hypothetical. The transcript is spliced from 3 exons. Lineage: Eukaryota; Metazoa; Mollusca; Gastropoda; Lottiidae. The record is from RefSeq and is a predicted model, not a curated record. The annotation marks the transcript as partial.
AUGUUUGGCUUGCAAAUCAUUUUAUCGGUGCAUAAAACAAUAUUUGAAUAUUUUUCAGACCAGAUAGAGAAACUAACCAAACAGUUGGCAGAACUAGAAAAUGGUGGAGAAAGAGACCAAUCCUCUUCUAAUCUUAGAGCAGAACUGAAAAAAACAGAAGCAGAAAUGGAGAAACUGAACGAAGCCUUGAUUGACAAAGAUGAGGAGAUUGUCUCCCUUCAAUCUAAUGAAAAAGAUAAAUGCAUAGAUUUGCAGGUUGGAGAGACAGAAAAGUUGAUUAAGUUAAAGGAUGAAUUAGAGCAACUGAAAGCCUUAUUCACGAAGUUGGAAACUGAUAAAAUUCAACUUGAAAAAGACAAUAAAACAUUGAAACAAAACAUUGAAAAAAUAGAAAAAGAUUUGAAGACUAGAGAUACAGAGUCGCAGGAUCUUAAUGAUCAAAUAAGUGCUUUAAAACAAGAGAAACGCGAAUUGGAC